UACAUUUACAAAUAUUGCAAAAUUUGCUUUCACUUUACAUUUAUUUCGUUUAUUGCUUUACAAUGGGAAUGCUUUGUAUUUGAGCUGAUUCAGAAGAAAGGUACAUGUCUUACUGCUAACUUCUGAUGGGAAGGUUUGACUGCUAAUGAGAAUAAUGAAGCAUUUGUUGAGAAGCUACAGAUUUAACCUCAUUAUUUCAGGAAGGAGAUGGAUGAGCAAGAAAUACACGGACACUUUGAAUCUUCCCAAGACUACAUUCCCCUCCAGUAUGAAAGGCAACCAAGUGCCUCUUAGAGAGGAGGCUAUACAAGAGAGUGCUGAGUUCCAAAGUCUGUAUGGCUGGCAGAGAGAACACAACACAGGGCCAGAGUUCAUACUUCAUGAUGGCCCUCCCUAUGCCAAUGGAGCACCUCAUGUCGGCCAUGCACUGAAUAAAAUCCUGAAAGACAUCAUCAAUAGAUACAAGGUGAUGAGGUGGUAUAAGGUACACUACCAGCCAGGUUGGGACUGCCAUGGACUCCCCAUAGAACUCAAGGCUUUACAGACUGAGAAGGAGUCAUUUAAACAGAUGGAUCCUGUUCAAAUCAGAAUAAAGGCUCACAAGUUUGCAGAGAGAGCCAUAAGAAAGCAGAAGGAGUCAUUCAAGAGAUGGGGAGUGAUGGCAGAUUGGGACAACUGCUAUCACACAUUUGAUAAACAAUAUGAGGCCAAACAAAUUGAAACAUUCUUCAAAUUAUAUGAAAAGGGCUAUGUGUACAAAGAUUACAUGCCAGUCUACUGGUCACCAUCUUCAAGGACAGCCUUGGCAGAAGCAGAAUUAGAAUAUAACACAGAGCAUGUCUCCAAGGCCAUCUAUGUGAAGUUCUCCAUUAAUCAUCUUCCAGAAGAACUCUGCAGUUAUACCCGUAGUGAUGAUAAGAUAUGGGCAAUCAUCUGGACCACCACCCCCUGGACCCUACCCUCCAACCAAGCUGUUUGCUAUGGUCCCAAUGUGCAAUAUUGUCUGGCUAGAUGUUCCAACACACAGGAGGUUUUCCUGAUUGCCACUGAAGGCCUACAAGUCAUAGCUGCUUUGCAGAAGACUGAGUUUGAGACACUUUGCACAUUUCAAGGUGAUAUAUUGUCCAGUACAAAGUAUAGACACCCGACUCUGUCUCUGACAGAUUUACCAUUCCUACCUGGCCACCAUGUCACUGCUGGUAAAGGUACAGGACUUGCACAUGUAGCAGGGGCACAUGGCCAUGAUGAUUUCAAAGUGAUUAAUCAGCAUAAAAUCAAAGCGGUGUGUAUUGUCAAUGAGGAGGGUGAGUUCACAGAGGAGGCAGGGGAUGACCUGGCUGGCAAGUCUGUUUUAGGGGAGGGCAACCAAACAGUGAUUGACAUGCUGCGUGACAGAAUAGUUCACCAUGAGGAGUUUGUUCACAGUUACCCUUAUGAUUGGAGAACCAAGAAACCAGUUAUCAUACUGGCCAGUAAACAAUGGUUCAUCAACACUGAGAGAAUCAAGACUGAAGCUUUAGAAAGUCUGAAGCAUGUGACAGUAAGACCCAUGUCCCUGGAACACAGUCUCACUACACUGCUUCAGGCCCGUCCCUAUUGGUGUAUAUCACGUCAACGUGUAUGGGGGGUUCCUAUCCCAGUUUUCUACAACACUCAGACUGGACAACCUCUCAUAACACAGCACACCAUAGAGCAUAUUAGAGACCUAGUGGAGCAGCAUGGCACAUCAUGUUGGUGGACUCUGCCUAUAGAGGAACUCCUACCAGCUAGUGUCUUAAUAAAAAGUGGCCUUGACCCUGAUGUCGACUACUCAAAGGGUGAGGAUAUACUGGACAUUUGGUUUGACAGUGGAGUCUCUUGGGCAGCAGUGUUAGGAGGUAAACAGGCUGACUUGUACCUGGAAGGUGUUGACCAAUUUAGAGGUUGGUUCCAGUCCUCACUUCUCACAAGCAUUGCAGUAAAUGGCACGUCCCCUUACAAGUCACUGCUGGUACAUGGAUUUGUGAUGGAUGAAUCAGGAAAGAAAAUGUCUAAGUCACUUGGGAAUGUUAUAGACCCUCAACAAGUCAUCAAUGGUGGAAAAAAUCUGGACAAGGAAGCUGCUUAUGGGGUGGAUAUCUUACGUUGGUGGGCUGCUAGUUGCCAUAACGACACACAAGUUCUAAUUGGAAGAGCCAUCCUCGACAGAACAAAGGAAACUAUAUUUAAGAUUAGGAAAUCACUGCGCUAUUUACUAGGCAAUCUGUCAGAGUUUAGUACUGAGGACAUUUUACCCUAUGAGGACUUACUCCCCCAGGACCAAUAUAUGUUGCACCUUCUCAAUGAUUAUUGCUCACAGGUUACUAGGAGUUAUGAUGAGAUGCAGUUUGGGAAGGUUCUACAUAGCACUGAAAAGUUUAUAAACACACAUGUGUCAGGUUUCUAUAGCAACAUUGUCAAAGAUAGAUUGUACUGCAGUGAAAAGUAUGGGUCAGCUAGGCUAUCCAGUCAGACAACACAGUUUUAUAUAUUAUCUGCAAUAUCUAAGGUCAUUUCUCCCAUCAUGCCUCACUUGGGAGAGGAAGUUCAGACCCAUCAUCCCUGCUUUCAACAAGGUGAUCCUAGUAUAUUCAAAACAGGCUGGUUGCACACAGACAAGAGUUGGCACAAUAAGGAAGUUGCUGAUGUGUUCCACAUAGUCCUUGGUAUAAGGGACAGUUAUCAUGAAAUCAUUGGCCAAGAGCAGCCUGUGUUAUUCGAUGUUGUUGUCUGUGCACAGGGCGACAUCUUUAAAAAGCUACAGACUCUACAACAGGAGCAGACCUCAUGUAGUUCCCCUCUGAAUGAAGUUCUGCAAUGUUCAUGGACUUCACUGUUGGAGAAUCCCCCAGCUGUGCUACCAGAUGAGUCUCAAACAUUACAUGGCACAACCAAUGUCUCAAUGCAAGAUGGCAGCACCAGUGUUGGCCACUUUACACUGGUUGUCAUGCCAGCUGAAAGUUUCCGUUGUGAAAGAUGUCGUAGAUACCUGGCAGAAAAAUCAAAUGAACCUUGCCAAAACUGCUUGGAGGUUAUGGCUGGAGAUUGGGCAGUUACUUGAUGAACAUUAAUUCUGCUUGGAGGUUAUGAAAUCAAUGUAUGGGGAUGAAGAUUCAGAUCUAGUGUAUAGAGAUGUUUAUGUUACUAUGAGGAUGACCAUCUUUACCUCUUCCAGUCAACUUUAGUGUUAGGUUGGCACAGUAGGUUGACCUUUAUGUGUGAUGUCAGUAUAAUUAUUAUUUAAUACUAUAUUCACUAAACAAUGGACUAUUAUUGCAGUAUAUUGGGCCUCUGAAUAUGGAGUAUGACCUUAACAGCCCUAUCACUGUGGUGUUUACCAAUGAAAUAAUCAGUAAAAGUAGUGGGCUUUGAUUCAAGACUCCCAUGUCCUCUAUAUGAAUUGUUGAUCAAUGGAAUCAACUGAACAGCUGAGUGCAUCAUAUUUCUUACCAUUUUUGACAGUGUUUAAGAGGCCACAUGAAAUGUUUUCUAUUGGUUAGAUUUUUUCACUGGCUUCUUUAAAAUGUCAGUG
Molecule: messenger RNA, 3550 nt
Organism: Owenia fusiformis
Lineage: Eukaryota; Metazoa; Annelida; Polychaeta; Sabellida; Oweniidae
Source: the annotation of a GenBank genome assembly